AUGACAGGAACCGCUUUAACCCUUCUCCUUGGCGGAAUCUCAUUCAUAAUCACAACCCUCUUGUUAAAAAUUCAUCGCCUCCAAGAUGAUCUGUUGCUGGCAAAACUGACUCUUUCGGAAGAAGAAAGUCUUGUGUCAAAGUUGACGCGAAUUUCGCAGCCGGCAAAUCUGGCAAGCUCCUCGAAAAGGGAAAAGUCGAAGCUUUCGCUGUUGAAAUUUGAAAGAAGAGCUGAACAUGUGAAAAAUUAUUGUGAAAAUGUUCUGACGGCGAAGGAUCUUAAUGAGUAUGAAUCGCCAACACUAGAUUAUUGGGACUCAUGGAAUUGGGAUGAAAAUGAAGUCGACGAUGAUGGCUUUUCCCGAGCUCGAAGAGAAGAAAAUGAAGAAAAAACCGAAUCUCCUCCUACUCGGCCUUCGUUAACUUAUCACAAAGAUUUUCACCAACAUGGCCCGACCGCGGUGGCUCCAGCUUAUAAUUUCUUGGUCUCGGUUCCGGAAAAAUGUGGCUCUGAAUUCUGGUUUGCGAUUAUUGAAUACUUGAAUUUUCCACAGCCGAGUUGGCCGAAAGAUUCAACAGACAAGAAAUAUCAUCAACGAAAAUAUCUGCUUCCAAUGGUCAGCUCGAUAGAUGGCGCUUCAGAAUCACUCAUGAAAAAAGGAAGUACAGUAGCUGUCGUAAGACAUCCUUUCCUCCGACUGUACUCCGCCUACACUGGAUUCUUCAAAGGAGGAAAUCUUUACAGAGACCGUGAAUUUGCUUUUUGGUGGACUGAACAAUCAGGUUCUUUUUACGAACUGUUCGACCGCCAUCCCCACAUUCGCGAAAAUAUCUACGAUUUGAAAGAAACAAAAGAAUCAUUCCAGAGCCAAGCGCGCGAUUUCUUCACCUUCCCGGAAUUCAUCGAAUUCGUGAUUAUCGAACUCUCGACAACAGAGAACUCAAAGUAUCAAAGAACUUGGAAAGAGAGUGGGAAUGAUCAUAUCAACCCGAUUUUCGCAAUUUUACAGCCGUGUAAAUAUGAAUUUCAAUACUUCGUCAAAGUUGAACACCUCUCCGUUGAGUCUCGAGCCCUCUUUUCCGCGCUGGACAUCAAUCUUCCAGACAAAUACCUCCUGCCAGCUCAUGAAUCGACAAAUGCCGCAAAAAGCGCCGAAAUGAAAGUGCGCGAAGCCUACAAAGACGUCAAAAUCGCCGAUCGUCGCAAACUCGCCGAGUUUUACAAGCUCGACUUAGAAAUAUUCGAUCACGAGCCUGAUUCCAUUUUUGAUUUCAAACAGGUUUUGCUGAACCAAAACUUUGUUUUCGAUGGAAGACCUCUUACAGUCACUGGAGUAUAUUUCAAAGAAGAUCCCCGAAAAAAUGAAAUUGAUGAACCUAUUUUUCAUCAGAUGGUUAUUGAUCGAAUCGAGAACGAUCAUUAUAUUCUUAAAAACAGCCUGAUAAAAUACGGAGGAGCCGAGAUUCGAAUUGAUAUGAAGAGCCCUUAUUAUACGAACAUUGAAAUGGUCAAGUUUUACGAAGAUCAGAAUUUUAUCUACGAGACGAAAGAUGAAAAAAUGCACCUAGUGAAUGAAAAUAUCAACAGAGACGCACUUCAAACAAAUCGUUGGUAUCUUCUCCCCCAAGCGUACUCUGUUUCUCUUGAACAGCUGCCACUGCAUCCUGGAUACGAAUUUAUGCGAAAAACACCCUUCGGCAAAUGUUUUCUCAUUCCAAGCCAUGAAAAAACUUAA
Molecule: messenger RNA, 1734 nt
Organism: Oikopleura dioica
Lineage: Eukaryota; Metazoa; Chordata; Appendicularia; Copelata; Oikopleuridae
Source: the annotation of a GenBank genome assembly